Molecule: messenger RNA, 1430 nt
Organism: Acanthochromis polyacanthus (spiny chromis)
Lineage: Eukaryota; Metazoa; Chordata; Actinopteri; Pomacentridae
Exons: 2
Coding region: 122-1156 (344 amino acids)
Source: RefSeq, a predicted model, not a curated record
UUUUACCUGGACAUAUCUCUGACAACAAUUUCCUUCUCCCUCAGACAAUACUCAGCUUUUGCAAUGGCUUCUCGUGAGUGCUGCUGUUCUGGCAGCCUUAGUCAUAAUAUCCAUUGUAUGCAUGUUCAACUACUUGAAGGGUGGAAAGUCAAAGAGCAUGCCACAAGUGUUGAUAAAGACAACUCCUGGGAACUGUAAAGUACUGGAGAUUCUAGAUGAAAAUGACAUCAUUUCCAAAAUAGACGUCUGCACUGAAAGCGACCAGAUCAUUUACGCUAACAUCAAGGGGAAGGCUGACCUGCCCUCAGCUUAUUCUCCUAAUGACAUUCUUUUCCAUGCCUGGCAAGGCAGCAGUGGCUCCUCUGUGGGUACAAGUGUGGGUAGUAUCACUGCAAGUGCUGCAGACACAAGCGCCCAGUCCUCUGAUAUCUACAGUGCAGUUGCUGUUCAAAAUGAAGGUUUUCAGCAGGUUACCACUGAAGACAGAGAAAACAGUCACGCAACGCCGUGUUCCAGUGAAGACAGUCAGGGGACAGAAGGAAUGUGUUUCAAGCUGACCUCAUGUGGAGAACCACUAUUAUCUGAUGUUACUGCUUGUGAGGGCAGUCCAGCAAGUCAGCUGCUACUCCACACACUUCGGGAUCCCGAUGGACAACUCAUGUUGCCUUUGCUCAGUUUUCAGUUACAGAGCAGCACUAGUGACACAAUAUCACCAAUGAACCCGGAGAGAAAACCCCUUUUAUCAGACCUCAUAGACUCCACGGAUGGACCAUCAUUAGCAUCCUUGCAGUGCUUAGACAGCUCAGAAUGGUCAGACUCUGGGUGUGAUGAUAGCUCUGUAAACACACCAACCCACCCACACUGCAACAGCCAUUACUCCCCAUCUCAAGCAGUUGUUCCUUAUUUUCACCAGGGAUGUCAGAGCACACCAUGUAGCGAUGCCAUAUUUGAAUCAGGUUACAAACAAAACUGGAUGCCUACAGUCCCUGGUGGACCUACAGCCACAGAGCACUGUGAUUAUAAAAGGACAAACUAUGCUCAGAACUGGACUGGUACCAAAAUGAAUGGGGAAGGUGAAGAGAAUGGAGGGGGAGGAGGAGUGGCGAUAUCAAGACAAAUUCUCCUGGAAAAUUGGAAGAUACAGAUUCAAGAAUAAUUCUUCAUGAACUUUUAAGACUUACUUUUCCCCUGUACUGAAUAACAAUAAAGAGGACUCAUCUCAGUACCCUUUUUUGUUUGUUUUCUAAAGGACAAAAUGAGGAAGAGGACUGGCAGGUUCUCUGGGUAACAAUGCAGAGCUCAGGCAAAUUAAUUGUGUCAUUGUGUUGCCAGAGACAGAUUCAAACUCUCUUGAGGGGAAACAGAAACAGUCAAGAUUUGUCAGGAACUAGGAUUUAACAACCACCUCUGGAUCUUUAAGUACAUUUCAU